Python bivittatus (Burmese python) is the source of this 2643-nucleotide messenger RNA. The record is from RefSeq and is a predicted model, not a curated record. NCBI's taxonomy places the organism in Eukaryota, Metazoa, Chordata, Lepidosauria, Squamata, Pythonidae.
CAAGAUCACCUCCCGCAUCCAGAAGCUCUGCUACGGCCUCAACCUGGACUUCGUGGACCCCGCUCAAAUCACCAUGAAGGUGAUCCAGGGUCUCUACAGCGGGGUAACAACCGUAGAACUGGACACGCUGGCUGCAGAGACCGCAGCCACUCUCACAACCAAGUACCCCGACUACGCCAUUCUAGCCGCGAGAAUCGCUGUCUCCAACCUGCACAAAGAAACAAAGAAGGUCUUCAGUGAUGUGAUGGAAGACCUCUACAACUACGUGAAUCCCCACAAUGGCAGGCAUUCUCCGAUGAUCUCCAAAGAAACACUCGACAUUGUACAGGCCAACAAAGAUCGACUAAACUCUGCGAUAAUUUACGAUCGGGAUUUUGCUUACAAUUACUUUGGCUUUAAGACUCUGGAGCGCUCCUAUCUUCUGAAAAUCAAUUCUAAAGUGGCUGAACGUCCCCAGCACAUGCUGAUGAGGGUGUCUGUGGGAAUCCACAAGAGCGACAUUGAGGCAGCCAUUGAAACCUACAACCUUCUUUCCGAGAAAUGGUUCACCCACGCCUCUCCUACGCUCUUCAACGCUGGGACCAACCGCCCUCAGCUCUCCAGCUGUUUUCUGCUGUGCAUGAAGGACGACAGCAUUGAAGGGAUCUACGACACCCUGAAGCACUGUGCGCUCAUCUCGAAGUCUGCCGGUGGAAUUGGAGUUGCUGUGAGCUGCAUCCGAGCCACUGGGAGCUACAUUGCUGGGACAAAUGGGAACUCCAAUGGGUUGGUCCCAAUGCUGAGAGUCUACAACAACACGGCUCGCUACGUGGACCAGGGGGGGAACAAGAGACCUGGAGCCUUUGCCAUCUACCUGGAACCAUGGCACUUUGAUGUCUUUGAGUUUCUCGACUUGAAGAAAAACACUGGGAAGGAGGAGCAGAGGGCUCGGGACCUUUUCUAUGCUCUCUGGAUCCCAGAUCUCUUUAUGAAACGUGUGGAGACCAACCAGGACUGGUCCCUGAUGUGUCCAAACGAAUGCCCAGGUCUUGAUGAGGUCUGGGGAGAAGAUUUCGAGAGGCUCUACGAGAGCUAUGAGAAGCAAGGGCGCGUCCGCAAAGUGGUGAAGGCUCAGCAGCUGUGGUACGCCAUCAUUGAGUCGCAGACGGAGACGGGAACGCCGUACAUGCUUUAUAAGGAUUCUUGCAACCGGAAGAGCAAUCAGCAGAACCUCGGAACCAUCAAGUGUAGCAACCUGUGCACCGAAAUUGUGGAGUUCACCAGCAAGGAUGAGGUUGCAGUCUGCAACUUGGCCUCCAUAGCCCUGAACAUGUACGUCACGCCAGAGCACACGUACGAUUUCAAGAAGCUGGCCGAGGUCACCAGAGUCAUUGUCCGGAACCUGAACAAGAUAAUCGACAUCAACCACUACCCAGUGGUGGAGGCCGAGAACUCGAACAUGCGCCAUCGCCCCAUUGGCAUUGGGGUGCAAGGUCUGGCUGACGCCUUCAUCCUCAUGAGGUUCCCCUUCGAGAGUCCCGAGGCCCAGCUGCUCAACCAGCAGAUCUUUGAGACCAUCUACUACGCGGCCCUGGAGGCCAGUUGCGAGCUCGCCCAAAGACACGGGCCGUACGACACCUACGAGGGCAGCCCGGUCAGCAGAGGAAUCCUUCAGUACGACAUGUGGAAUGUGACUCCCACGGACCUUUGGGACUGGAGUGCUUUGAAGGCAAAAAUCGCACAGUACGGGGUCAGGAACAGCCUCCUCGUGGCCCCGAUGCCAACAGCUUCCACGGCUCAGAUUUUGGGCAACAAUGAGUCUGUGGAGCCCUACACCAGCAACAUCUACACCCGCCGGGUUCUCUCUGGGGAGUUUCAGAUCGUGAACCCCCACUUGUUGAAAGACCUGACUGAGAGGGGCCUGUGGAAUGAGGAGAUGAAAAACCAGAUCAUUGCCUUCAGUGGCUCCAUCCAGAACAUCCCGGAGAUUCCCGAGGACUUGAAGCAGCUCUACAAGACCGUGUGGGAGAUCUCGCAGAAAACCAUCCUGAAGAUGGCGGCCGACCGGGGGGCUUUCAUUGACCAGAGUCAGUCUCUGAACAUCCACAUUGCGGAGCCCAACUACGGGAAGCUGACCAGCAUGCACUUCUACGGCUGGAAGCAGGGCCUGAAGACGGGGAUGUACUACCUGAGGACCAGGCCAGCAGCCAACCCCAUUCAGUUCACCCUGAACAAGGAGAAGCUGAAGGAGAAGAGCUCCCAGGAGGAGGAGAAGGAAAGGAACAAGGCAGCCAUGGUGUGCUCCUUGGAGAACCGGGACGAGUGCCUGAUGUGUGGAUCCUAAGGAGCCGCUGGGCCGCCCGCUGCCCCCAGCUAGGCCAUCUUUGGAGAAGGAUUCAAUGAUGACAGAUAGAACCAUUUCUCCCUCCCUCGUUAUAAAGCCUGUAAAAACUUUGCUCGGUGAAGAUCCCCACUGUGUUGUCAGGGCCACUUGGGCUGGGCUGUUUUUACUAAACAAAAGUAUGCUUCUUGACUUCACUGUUUAGUUUUCUAACGACGACUCUGGCUUCCUUUUUGACUAUUUAUUGUAUUCAGGUGCUCUGCAUGUAGACUUGAAUCCUUUAUGCUUAUCUGGUGCAUCAAUAAAGACUGAGUCUAAAGUUG